This is a messenger RNA of Cricetulus griseus (Chinese hamster), 2994 nucleotides long. The record is from RefSeq and is a predicted model, not a curated record. Lineage: Eukaryota; Metazoa; Chordata; Mammalia; Rodentia; Cricetidae.
GUGGUCUAAGUUCUUCACCUCCAUUUAGACUGAAAUCUGCCAGGUUUGCCGUCGGUGCAUUUGAGGAUCUCAGAGACGCCCUGGCAACAAGACUGCAGAUGGUUUGUGUAUUUAUCAUGAACCGUGUGAACUCGCAGAACAGUGGCUUCAGUCAGCGCAGGCGGAUGGCCCUGGGGAUAGUGAUUCUCCUGCUGGUUGAUGUGAUCUGGGUGGCAUCUUCAGAACUCACCUCGUAUGUCUUCACCCAGUACAACAAGCCUUUCUUCAGCACCUUUGCGAAAACAUCCAUGUUUGUUCUGUACCUUUUGGGCUUCAUUAUUUGGAAACCUUGGAGGCAACAGUGUACAAGAGGAUUUCGAGGAAAGCCUGCUGCUUUUUUUGCAGACGCUGAAGGUUACUUUGCUGCUUGCACAACAGAUACCAGUAUGAGUAGUUCUUUGAGUGAACCACUGUAUGUUCCUGUGAAGUUUCAUGAUCUUCCAAGUGAGAAGCUCGAGAGUACAAACAUUGGGACUGAAAAAAUUCCCAAGAAGUCCCGUGUAAGGUUCAGCAACAUCAUGGAGAUUCGCCAGCUUCCAUCGAGCCAUGCAUUAGAGGCCAAGUUGUCCCGAAUGUCUUAUCCUACUGUGAAAGAUCAAGAAUCCAUACUGAAGACUGUAGGGAAACUUACUGCAACCCAAGUAGCAAAAAUCAGCUUUUUCUUUUGCUUUGUGUGGUUUUUGGCAAAUUUGUCAUAUCAAGAAGCACUUUCAGACACACAGGUUGCCAUAGUGAAUAUUUUGUCUUCAACUUCUGGACUUUUUACUUUAAUCCUUGCAGCUGUGUUUCCGAGUAACAGUGGAGACAGAUUUACCCUCUCUAAACUAUUAGCUGUAAUUUUAAGCAUUGGAGGUGUGGUGCUGGUGAACCUGUCGGGGUCUGAAAAAUCUGCUGGAAGAGACACAAUAGGUUCCAUUUGGUCACUUGCUGGAGCAAUGCUCUAUGCUGUCUACAUUGUGAUGAUCAAGAGAAAAGUAGACAGAGAAGAUAAAUUGGAUAUUCCAAUGUUCUUUGGUUUUGUAGGUCUGUUUAAUCUGCUGCUCUUAUGGCCGGGGUUCUUUUUACUUCAUUAUACUGGCUUUGAGGACUUCGAGUUUCCGAAUAAAGUGGUACUUUUGUGUAUCCUUAUCAACGGCCUCAUUGGAACAGUUCUUUCUGAGUUUCUGUGGUUGUGGGGCUGCUUUCUUACCUCAUCGUUGAUAGGCACACUUGCACUAAGCCUUACAAUACCUCUCUCCAUCAUAGCCGACAUGUGCAUGCAAAAGGUGCAGUUUUCUUGGUUAUUUUUUGCAGGCGCUAUCCCUGUGUUUUUUUCAUUUUUUAUUGUUACUCUCCUAUGCCAUUAUAAUAAUUGGGAUCCUGUGAUGGUAGGAGUCAGAAGAAUUUUUGCCUUUAUAUGUAGAAAACAUCGAAUCCAGAGAGUUCCAGAAGACAGUGAACAGUGUGAGAGCCUCAUUCCUAUGCACAGUGUUUCGCAGGAGGAUGGAGCUACUUAGCUGCUGUUGUCUGUAGUCCAGUGUAAUGGAACAUUCUACAGUGAAGAGACAAUCUGGCAAGCUCCUUGUAGAAGUGUUUCAGUGCCUAGUCUGAACAAUACCAGUUUCAGUUCUUUGAAACUCUAAAUACAUUUUCCUCAUGUCUGCUUUCUUCAUUUUCAAAAUGAAGGAUGUUCCAUGUAGGUUUUGUGCAGUCCAGUUGCUCCAAAGGACCAAACCGCCUUACGUAUCAGUUCUGUUGAUGAAAUCACUGGAACUAAUCAAGGAACAAAAUCUUUCUGGGACUCUUAAACAUGCUUGUUCAGACUGAGUAAUACUCUCUCCGAGAAAUCACCUGAGUGAGUAGAUGAGCAUUCUCAGGCGUUGCCUGCUGUGGGUGCAGAUUCUAUUUUCGAGUUUUGUAGAUUGCAAAAUAACCACACAGAAGAAAUGUUAGUUAAUGGAACAAGUAUGUUCAUGCAGAGAUGGUGGGGCUUUAGAGGACAAAUAUUUGAGCAAAGAUCUGGUCUGAGUGCACUCACUGUGUGAUCUCUUCCUGGUGUUUGGUGCCUUGUAUCUUAAAAAAUGUGACAAGCUGUAACAGUUGUACAGGGAAAGAAUUAUAAACUGGAAAAUCAUAUAUUUCUAAAGGCUGUGUGGCUAUAAAUUAGUUAAGAAAGCUCUGUUUAAUUUAGAGUUUUAAAGAAAUAUUCUGUCUUCAAUUAAAUUUUCAUAAUGGAAUGGUUUAAAUUGAAGUGAUAAAGAAUAUUAUUAGGAUAAAAUGUUUGUAUAUGUAUUUGUGUAUUAAAGAUGUAUCAAGAAAUUUUGUAUUUUUUCCACAUAUAAAUUACUCUAAACCUGGGUGCUGCUUCCUUAAACAAUCUUACUUUCCUAAGUAAAUAUGAAUGGUUAAAAUAAAAAAGAAAGGCAAGGAGAUACUCCAGUGAAAAGAUGACAUUUGAUUCUUUUGUCUAUCAUUAUUAAAUCAUGGGACUGGGGUUUCAUCUCAGUUGGUAGAGUGCUUGCCUGGCACAUAUGAAGCCCUGGGUUCCAUUCCUAGCCUACAUACAACAAAUGAAGUGGUACACACCAGUAAUCCCAGCACUCGGGGCGGAGGCAGGAGGAUCAGGAGUUCAAAGUCAUGUAUGGUGAAUUUAAGGCCAGCCUUGGAUAGUGAGACCUAUCUCAAAAUACAUAUAAAAUAUUCCUAACUGUGACUCCUAAAUUGAGGUCUAGGCAUACACCCAGCAUGUGUGCUUCUGGAGUUUCUUCCUGUUGGUGAGCUCAGGUCUGAGGACUCUGACUUCUAGGUAGUCAGAAUCCAAUCCUGUUUCAAGUUAAGUAAGAACCAUUCUCCAAAUCGCUUAAUGAAUCUUAUUUUUAAAAAUUCCCUUUACAGAGUUCCACUUUAUUCUUUUCCUGUUCUUAAAAUUGGUCUGGUGUUAACCUGAAUCUAAAAUAAAGGCUAGCUGUCUGCUUA